This is a messenger RNA of Formica exsecta, 1938 nucleotides long. RefSeq lists its product as uncharacterized. The transcript is spliced from 4 exons. Bases 146 to 1003 code for a protein of 285 amino acids. NCBI's taxonomy places the organism in Eukaryota, Metazoa, Arthropoda, Insecta, Hymenoptera, Formicidae. The record is from RefSeq and is a predicted model, not a curated record.
UAUUAAAAAUAUGUGCAAGCGGUUUUUUAAAGACAAUUUGGCGAACAAACAUCAAGUGAUACGAAAUAUAUAUAGUCCGGCUUGAAAUUAUAUUGCUGAUGGGAAUUUCCGCUGACGAUUGCUGAUUCCAACAUAGAUUUAGAUAAUGGCCUUUCAACUGGACGAUCUGUUGAAGGACGAUAAGAAGGAUGCGAAUUUGAUACCUGAUUUGAGCAAGUCGACCUGUAAUUCUUACGAAGAGUUCCGGCGACUCAAGGAACACUGUCCGGAGUUUAAGAUCAAACCGGAAAAGGUAAAAAGAGAAGACAUCAAGGUCCGCGACAAAGAUUUUUCUUGGAAAGCGACCAAGAAAGAGCUCAAAGCCAUCGGCAGGGAAUGGGCUUAUGGCGAUCCAGUUCCACCUGAUAUGAGAGAAUUGGAUCUACAAGAGCUGCAACAAGUCGCCAUCGAUUGGCGAAUGCUGACUCCCAUCAGACCAAAGCUUCGUCAGGACGAAGAAAUGUUUUCGAGAUUGGUGGAGAUGGGCAAAUUAGAGGCGAAGACCAUAAUGAAAGAACGUCGUUCGCCAACAAGUCCUAUUAGACGAAGUAAGAAUCGCGCGGGGAUAAUCGAAAGCAGCGUAAAAACCUGCAGAGAAUGCGGCGAGGAAUAUUGUUUCGGCGAAUUUUGCGGAGAUGUCCUCUACGACUCCUUCGUAAGGGUGGCCGUUGCCAUCAAGCAGCCAAAGAUUAAAAUAUCCGCGGACACCGAGGCGAUAAUCGCCAACAUGGAACGUAAGAAAAAAAAGAAAAAGAAGAAAGGGAAAAAGCGGGUCAAGAACAAGAACAAAUCGUCUAGAAAGUCCGCCAGAUUGUUGGUCAAUGGUAAAGCGAGAAGAUCGAUAACGGAUCUUGAAAUUAAAAUUGUUAAAACGAAAGAUAAUCGAGAACAAAAUGAGAAACCGGUGAAACAGUUUAAGAGAAAAUGUAGCAAGUAUACAAAGAAAGGCCUUUUACGCAAAUAACGCAAAUAUAUAAAGUUAUAAUAUUAAUGAAAAAAUUUGGAAAUCUGUAAAAAUUUCUUGCACGUGCUCUAAAAAUACCUCAUACAUCCAUUUGUAUAUGUAGAUUAUUCUUAUUAUAUAAGAAGCUUUUCGAUAAAUAUUUAAAACAUAUUAAUAAUUUAUAAAAAAUAUGAUCUAAAAAUAUUUUAAUCAAGUAAAACGGUAAUUAUACAUGCGGCACCUAAAUUUUUGGUGUAAUCUACUUAUUAAGAAAAUAUUUGAAUAAGAUAUUAUAAAUAAGUAGAUAAGAAGCGCAUAUAUAUAUGAGAAUAUAUAAUUAACUAGAAUUAGAAUAUUACAAAAUACGCGCCAUUGAAAAAUUAAACAAAUGAGAAUACGAUUGCUCGAUAAAUAAAAGGAAGAACCAACUCGAAAUGUUUUGCAUUUUACUAUUUGUCUGUGUAUUCUAUGAUUCCUCGAUAUAGGUAUAUACAAAUCGGAUAGGCGCAAUGUGUGUAUGUGAAUGCUCCCAAUUAAAUGCUGGAAAAAUAUAACUUUUAUUCACUUUGUGUCUUUCUUUUCUCUCUCUUUCUCUGUCUUUCGUUACUUUGUCUUAAGACACAUUCCAUAAUUCUCACACAUUUUUCCAUAGAUAUCACAACCAAAAAGCGUACCCUCACGAGAAAUGUUCCGUUCGUCGAGCGAGACAAGUGCAAAAAAUAUAUAUUUAUGUAUAUAUAUAAUAUAUCUCUUGCAUUGCACAAAUAUAUAGAAAUAUUUAGAUUAUAUAUAUAUCAUAAUUUCAAGAAUAUGAACGCAUAAUCGUAAUUACUCGAUUCACGUGAGCAGAAUAUUUCUCAUCAAUUUUAUAUCUUUCCCAUUGAGUUUGAACGCAUACGUUUUAUUUGUCAUAUUUUCCCGGUUUGCGUUAAUACGCUCACAUAAUGAUAAGAUUU